CGUGGGCAGAGAGCGAGAGAGAGAAAGAGAGUUGCUCAACCGUGAAACUUUGAGCUGUCUAGACUGCGUCAGUGAUAUAUGUAAAUGAAAAAAGGGCGAGUUUAAGUUGAUAUUUCCAGACGAAAUUUUGUGGAAGUUCUACUGCAAAUAGUGUGAGAUGCCGCUGAGACGCGGACCUCCUCCUACGUACCGAAUCCGAUAAAGUUGCGCUCACACACCUGGACACACCGCGCUCUUUCACCACCGGGGAAUACAGAAGAUAAGGACAGAGGAUAAGCCACAAUUCCAACGGUUCUCCAUGUCAACAUUUCGUCCCAAUUCCAAUCUUUAGGCUUGUUUCGUGGUGCGGCGAACAACUAACGCUUGGCUUUUGCUAUGAAAUCUGUGCUCCGGACGGAAGACUAACGAUUCGUACGUUCCGAUGAAAUGCGCUGCACUGUGUGGAUACCGAGCUGUCUCGCUCUAUUUUAGCGGCUUCUAUGAGGAUUUCUUACAGGAUGUUGGUACCGAAUUGGCCCAGGUGUUUUUGGGCCAUUGUAAAUUCUCCUGAGCAGAGUUGCGGCUUCUGCCCGCUGUAGAAACCGUGCGUUGCAUUACAUUAUCGGCGCAACGCGUCUGUCGAGGACAUUAAUAUUUGCAAGACAAGCAUCGUUCCCCCGGUUACUAUGCAAUUACAACUAAUCUCCAUUGUAUUGGUCUUGCACUGGAUGGAGUACGCAAACUGUCAGCAUCAUACCUCCAGGCACCGGCUGCACGAGCGAGGUCCGGGAUGCCUGGGAGGCUGUCUGACCUGCUCGGCUUCGAACGGCUGCCUGACAUGCAUGCCCAGGCUCUUCAUUCACCUGGAGAGGGAUGGCAUGAGGCAGUUUGGCGUGUGUCUGGCUUCCUGUCCAAAGGGUUUCUUUGGCACUCGCUCACCUGAAAAAAAUGAUUGCUCCAAAUGUGGCUCUGAGUGCGACACCUGCUUUGACAAGAAUUUCUGCACACGUUGCAGAGCAGGAUCGUAUCUUCACAAGGGGAAAUGCCAAGAGAGAUGCCCAGAUGAUCUAGUGCCCAGUGACAUCAAGAGGGAGUGUGUUGCACCAUGCCCAGUGAACUGUGAGUCCUGCCUGAACAGUGACACCUGUACAAGGUGUAUGUCAGGUCAUUAUCUUCUGCAUGGUCAGUGUAACACCAUCUGCCCUGAGGAGUUUGAGAACAGCGAGCAGUCAAUGGAGUGUAUUCCUAAAGUGCACUGUGAGGUGGGAGAGUGGAGUGAGUGGGGGUCAUGUUUGCGGAUAGGGAAAUCCUGCUUUGGAGAAGAAAGCCGAACACGGAAAGUUCUGCAGUCCCCCAGUCCUCAGGGCAACCCCUGCCCUUCCACCUUAGAGAAGAGACAAUGCAAGAAAAAGAGAUGCGGGAAGGGAGACAAAAACACGCGCAAAGGAGAGCGGAAGAAUCGCAACAAUCGAAAGGAGAAGACAAAUGGCGAGGGCCGCCGAGAGCGAAAAAGAGAGAGAGAGAGGGAGAGAGAGCUGGGCACCCGGGAGGACGACAGCAGGAACAAAACAGAACAGCGCCGUAAAAGGACCCAGAGCAGAGACACUAUAGUGGAAUAGGGAGGAUCUGCAUGGUGAUCCUCUCAAAUAACCCUCCGCUGGUUCUCCCACCCCUCUGCCCCUUAACCCCCAACUUUCAGGGGUGCUGCUGCUACCUGUAUAAUUUAAAUGUAUACUGUAUAUGCACAAGAGAAACGAGGCACUGAUCACACAAGUGACAUGAACAGUGAAGCUAAUCCUUCUCCUAUCUGGCUCAACGCCCUCAAAGGCCACCUAUUGCUCAUGUGACAUCUUUCUCAUGCAGAGGAGUCUGGCAUUGAGUUGGAAUGAUAUUGAACUCACAGUAGUGAAGUGGGACCUUUAUGAAACAGCAGGCUGAUGACUCAGACGCUGCCCUGGUACAGCAUCACGUUGUGGUUUGAAUGUAGAUUUGUUUGACAUUAUGUAGAGUUGCUAUUGUAUAAACGUCUAUCUUUUUUGGCUGAGUAAAUUAAAGCGAGCGUGCUUGCUGGUGUCAUGGACAUUGCCUGUUGAUAAAGCUAUGACUGCAUGAUGGACUGGUAUAAACCCACCAGACAAGAGGACAGGCUAUGGUGUUACUGGAUAAAGAGGUAAUGGUACUCCCUGCGAUUUUGUUUUAUUUUUUAUUUUUAUUAAUCUUUGUUCAGUGUCCUCCAAAUAUGGGGGAAGUUUGCCUGUCUAUAGUAGCAGAAUCCAAGCUUUCAAUUAAGCCAUCUGACCAGAAACCAAAAGCACCUGUAUGUUCAAUAAAUAAUGAUGUUUGUA
Hemibagrus wyckioides is the source of this 2324-nucleotide messenger RNA. It is a transcript of the gene rspo3, whose product is annotated as R-spondin 3. The record is from RefSeq and is a predicted model, not a curated record. The transcript has 6 exons. Lineage: Eukaryota; Metazoa; Chordata; Actinopteri; Siluriformes; Bagridae. Bases 666 to 1598 code for a protein of 310 amino acids.